This is a messenger RNA of Paraglomus brasilianum, 836 nucleotides long. Lineage: Eukaryota; Fungi; Glomeromycota; Glomeromycetes; Paraglomerales; Paraglomeraceae. The record is from the annotation of a GenBank genome assembly.
AUGGAUCUCAACGUAAAGUUUAGAGGAUGGGAAGUUGCUUUAGACUCCGACGACUUCACACUUCCUUCUAUCCUGAAAUUUCGUCGGACGAAGAAGGAUUUCUCGUCCAAUAAGCAAGUCGAGCAUACUGCCAUAGCUAAGUUUGUAUCGUACGUGGAAGAAACUGCAGUAGAUGAAAAGUGGAGGAAGGCGGCAUCCGUCUUCAAUAAAAGCGGAGAGUUAAAGCGUCAGGCUCAAUGGGAAGCUGUUGAGACAUUCUGGAGAGAAGUCGAGCUUGAGGAAAUUGAGAAAGACAAUCAGCUGUUGUCGAAGAAAAUGGAUCAAGUUGAUAUGAGAUUUUGUUUAGAUCAAUCUUUAGCCGGAAAUGAGGCUCACGUCAUCUUGAACCGGACAAAGUUGGACUGUUUAUCGAAAAGGGAGAAUCUCAAGAGAAAAGCUGUACCCAAUGUUGACACAGGCAAGAGCGAUACAAAUACUGUCAGCGGAACUAUAACCGGUGGUAUGUUCAUUGACAGAUCAUCCGAAUCAAAAACAGAUCGGGAAAAGGACGAGAUCGAUGACUUCUUUCUAAGUACUUCCGAACAACAAUCAUCCAAUCCGUUCGAACAAGACACUGUCAACAAAACAGAUAACGAGAGGGACAAAAAAAACAUAAACGAGAUGAGUCUCCUCAUUGCCUUAAUUGUGAUGCAGAGAGAGAUUAAUAUUUCUGUCUUUGAAUUUUGUCCAUUCUGUGGAACUAAUAUUGAUGCAGACACUUCAAAGUUGCAGUUGAGCACAGGCAAAAUAGUGGAGGAUGUACUCUUUGAAUUUGUGAAAGACAUAGACUAUGAACA